Messenger RNA from Plasmodium gaboni, 2124 nucleotides. Its product is annotated as putative vacuolar protein sorting-associated protein 45. The transcript has a single exon. The coding region runs from base 1 to 2124 and encodes 707 amino acids. Lineage: Eukaryota; Apicomplexa; Aconoidasida; Haemosporida; Plasmodiidae. Gene Ontology annotation, biological process: vesicle-mediated transport; intracellular protein transport. The record is from RefSeq and is a predicted model, not a curated record. Gene Ontology annotation, cellular component: Golgi membrane.
AUGGAGCAUAAUCCUUACGUGUUUAAAAGCUUAGUUAACAUUUAUGAGGAAUAUUUAAAUUUAAUAAUUCAUCGUGUGAAGGGAUAUAAAGUUUUAGUUCUUGAUGACGAAACGAAGAGUAUUAUAUCGUUAAUAUUUUCACAUUCAUAUAUAUUAGAGAAGGAGAUAUUUUUAACUUUAAAUUUUAAUGAUAAAAACAUAUUUGAUGAUAUAUAUAACAAUAAUGAUAAAAAAGAGAAUAUUGAUUUUAUGAAUUAUAAGAUAAAGAAUUUAAAACAUUUGAAAGUAAUUUUUUUACUAAGACCUACAUAUACGAAUAUAUUAAAAUUAAUGAGUGAACUUAAGAAACCAUUAUUUUCAGAAUAUUAUAUAUUUUUUACAAACACAGUAAAUGAUAUAUAUAUAGAAAAGUUAGCUAAGGCUGAUGAAUUUGAUGUAAUAAAAAAUAUAUUAGAAUAUUAUAUUGAUACAUAUGUAUUACAUGAUUAUUUAUUUCAUUUGAAUAUAGACUACACUUCCUUUUUAUAUAAAAAUGAUAAUAAAUUUGUAGAAAAAGAAAAGAAAAAAAAAGAAUUAAAUUAUUUUAAACAAUAUAAAAAUAAUAUUAAUAGUAAUAAGAACCAUUCUAGUGAUAUAAACUAUGAAAAAUUAACUAUUGAAGAAUUUAAUAAACAAGUAGAAGAAAAUAAUACUAAUAAUAUGAUAUAUGAUGAAAAUAAUAAUGAUAAUAUUAUUUUUAAUAGUCAUUUUAAUUUAUCUAGUGAACAUAUUAAUAAUUCCAAUAUAACACUUUAUGAGAAUCAAAUAGUUCAAAGAAUUAUUGAUGGUUUGUUUUCUUUCCUUUGUUGUGUAAGACAAGUUCCAGAUGUUAUUUAUAAUAAGCAUUCUAAAAUAUGUAAACAUAUUAUAGAUAUGUUAAAAGAAAAAAUGUUAAGACAUCAAUCUGUAUUUGAUAAUAUAUUAGAUAUAUAUGAAAAAUAUAAUGAUGAUAUGGAGAAAAAAAAACAAAAAAAAUUAUUAGAAAUGAAUAAUGAACCUAAUUAUCAAUUUAAUCAUUUAAUGAAUCAAAAUAUGAAUGAUAUAAUAGAAGGUGAUGCUUGUUAUUUUUUAAUUUUAGAUCGAAAUGAAGACCCUAUAACACCUCUACUUACACAAUGGACAUAUCAAUCUAUGUUACAUGAACUUAUAGGAAUAGAAAAUAAUAAAAUAAAUUUAAAUAGUAAUAAUAAAGAAGAAGAACAAAUUGUAAUGUCAUGUAAUUAUGAUGAUUUUUAUAAUGAACAUUUAUUUGAUAAUUUUGGAGAUCUAGGCCAAGCAGUUAAAAAUUAUGUAGAUAUAUAUCAAGCAGAAACUUCAAAAAAAACCAAUUUAGAAUCUAUUGAUGAUAUACAAAAAUUUAUAGACAUAUAUCCAAAUUAUAAAAAAUUAUCAGGAAAUGUAACAAAACAUGUUAAUAUUUUACAUAAAUUUUCAGAUCUUGUUCAAAAAAGACAAUUAUUUUAUAUAUCAGAGUUAGAACAAUCAAUAGCUUGUUAUCAUAUAAAAAAUGAUCAUUUUAAACAAGUUAUUGAUACUAUAAAAAAUUAUACUUAUACUAAUUAUGAUGUAUUAAGAUUAUCUUUAUUAUAUUCUUUAAAAUAUGCAGAUGAACAACAUAUUAACAUUAUAAAAAAUGAACUAGCGAAAAGAAAUAUACAAAAAGAUCAAAUUUUAUUAAUAGAUGCUUUAUUAUUAUAUUCUAGUCAACAAACAAAAUAUAAUCAAUUAUUCAAAGAACAAACAUUUUUAAAUCUAGCCAAAACAACCAUUACAAGAACUAUCAAAGGAACAUCCAAUGUAUUCACACUACACAAAUCUUAUCUUUAUUAUUUAUUAGAAGAUAUUAUAAAAUAUAAAAUUAAUACUCAGUUAUAUACAACCACAAACUUGUUACACACAGAACCUAAUUUAAAUAAAAAAAUUAAUUCUAUUGUAGUUUUUUUUAUAGGAGGUGCUACAUAUGAAGAAUAUAGAGAUGUACAAUAUUUGAGUAAAAAAUAUAAUAUAUCCAUUGUCUUGGGUUCAACCCAUGUGCAUAAUUCCCAGUCAUUUCUUGCAGACGUUUUGCAGCUUAUCAAGAAAUGA